AUGACUUACUACAGCCAGUGGUUUUGUAUGGCCGUCGCUGAAGACCGUACCUAUUAUGCUCGUGACGGUGGUGCCGCUUUCUAUCGUGCCAUCUACACCGGAGGCGAUGCUUACCUAGAUACCGAAGAACAGGCAAAUACAAACGCCUUUCACAUGAGUGUGUACAGGGCCAAGAUGCUGGAUAAAGCACUGAACAUACUCAAGAGUGGAAUGAGCAAGUUUGUUUCUGUCUUGUUGGUCAACGAAAGUCAUUAUGAUCCGGACCUUAUGGGAGAAUUACCUUAUCUGACGUGCUGCAAGGUUGAUGACGAGGAACUCCCCUGGGUCACUUGGCCCAAUGAUAGUGAUCAGGAUGAAGAUGCCGAGAUAGAUAUUACCGAGCCUGAAAGUACAACUGGGGAGGUUACUUCGGCUGAUACGAGUGCAACUUUUGCCACUGACACUUUGCCUGUCGAUACUGACAUUACCGACGUUGAGUCUAUCGAAACUGAAGAUGAAAACAAGAACGCCUCUGUUGUUGACGAAGCUGAAGAGAGGACAACAGCUGAAUAA
This is a messenger RNA of Aspergillus oryzae RIB40, 552 nucleotides long. RefSeq lists its product as uncharacterized. Lineage: Eukaryota; Fungi; Ascomycota; Eurotiomycetes; Eurotiales; Aspergillaceae. The coding region runs from base 1 to 552 and encodes 183 amino acids. The transcript is spliced from 2 exons. The record is from RefSeq and is a predicted model, not a curated record.